Moneuplotes crassus is the source of this 291-nucleotide messenger RNA. The record is from the annotation of a GenBank genome assembly. Lineage: Eukaryota; Ciliophora; Spirotrichea; Euplotida; Euplotidae.
UCUAAAUAUGGAGUCAGAAACUUCAAUGCAAGACCGCAUUGAGUCCAAGAUUAAGGAAGGAUUUAAAGAUCUUGAGUUCUUCCAUUUGAAAGAUCAGAGUGAUGGGUGUGGGGCUAAGUUCUUUUGUAUCGUUAUUUCUGAAGAAUUUGAAGGAUUGAAGCUUCUUGACAGACAGAGAAAAGUAAAUGAUCUCAUCAGUGAUGAGAUCAGCGAAGUUCAUGCUCUUGAACUUAAAACUUGGACCCCAAAACAAUGGGAGACUAAGAAGGAAGGCUUAGGAUUUUAAAAUAC